AUGGCUGGCAAAGACGAGCCAAAGACCAUGCGAGCAUGGCUGUAUAGUUCUGUCGCAGGAGGACUUGAGAAGAACUUGAAGCUCUCCGAGGCUACAGUCAAGCCUGUGGCCAAGGACCAAAUACUGGUCAAGGUCCACAGCACCUCGGUAAACCCGGUUGACUACAAGAUCCCUGAAUUGGGCAUGUUGGCCCGGUUCAUGGUCGCAAUGCCGGCCGCGCCGGGCGGUGACUUUGCCGGCACAAUCGCCGAGGUCGGUGAAGGCAUUAAAUCUGCCGAUGCAUUCCGUGUCGGCGAGAAAGUUUUUGGCAACGUCGCUCCUCAGCAGUACGGCACCUUUGCAGAGUAUAUAGUCGUCAAGCCGGAAAACAUCGCCAGCCUGCCAGACGGCGUCAGCGAGGCAGAUGCCAGCUGUGUCGGCACUGCGGGCCUGACGGCGUACCAGAGCAUUGUUCCGCACGUCAAGUCUGGCGACAAGGUCUUCAUCAAUGGUGGAUCCGGAGGUACCGGCACCUUUGGAAUCCAGAUGGCAAAGGCUGUCGGCUGCCAUGUCACCACGAGCUGUUCUAGCAAGAACGUCGAGCUGGUCAAGGGACUUGGGGCCGACGACGUGAUCGAUUAUACCAAAGAGAAUGUGAGUGAGGUAUUGAAAUCCAGAGGUCAGAUCUUCAACCAUGUGGUCGACAAUGUGGGAUCCCCAAGUGAUCUUUUCAAGGCGGCAGACCACUAUCUCGUGCCCAGUGGAAAGUUCAUGCAGGUCGGCGGUGAAAUGUCACUCGGGUCAAUGAAGUCCAUGGCUUCGCGAGCAAUUCUUCCCUCGUUCUUGGGCGGAGGAAGCCGGAGCUGGCAGUUCAUGAUGAUGAAGGUCAAUCACGAUGAUUAUGUCCAGAUUGGAAAGUUGAUGAAGGAAGGCAAGGUCAAACCUGUGAUCGAGGAGACAAUUGACUAUCAGAAUGCACCCAAGGCCAUUGAAAGAAUCAAGUCGGGUCGCACUAGAGGCAAAGUCGUUGUCCAACAUUCCAACUAG
Pestalotiopsis fici W106-1 is the source of this 1026-nucleotide messenger RNA. RefSeq lists its product as uncharacterized. The coding region runs from base 1 to 1026 and encodes 341 amino acids. The record is from RefSeq and is a predicted model, not a curated record. Gene Ontology annotation, molecular function: oxidoreductase activity. The transcript has 2 exons. NCBI's taxonomy places the organism in Eukaryota, Fungi, Ascomycota, Sordariomycetes, Amphisphaeriales, Sporocadaceae.